This is a messenger RNA of Capsicum annuum, 1856 nucleotides long. Its product is annotated as phytoene synthase 2, chloroplastic. Gene Ontology annotation, biological process: carotenoid biosynthetic process. Bases 139 to 1290 code for a protein of 383 amino acids. Gene Ontology annotation, molecular function: geranylgeranyl diphosphate synthase activity. The record is from RefSeq and is a predicted model, not a curated record. The transcript has 6 exons. NCBI's taxonomy places the organism in Eukaryota, Viridiplantae, Streptophyta, Magnoliopsida, Solanales, Solanaceae.
UUAGAUAAGUUUAAAUAGUUCCUUGUAUAUAAAGUACCAUCUCCAUAACAUCCAUAACAUUCCAGGCGCAUAGCGAGAGCUUUAGUGCAUCGAGCUGUUUUUUUUACUUAUUUUUCAAAUCUUUUUGUUGCUGUAAAAAUGUGUCCAACAACACUUUCUUAUUCUUCCAAUUCUUGCAUUAAUGCAAGAAAUGAAAUCUUUUCAUAUCAAAAAUGCAGAAGAAAGUUACUAAUAAGAGCUGAAGUUCUUACAGUUUCUCCUAAGAAGAAAGAAAAAUCCAUUGAUGAAUUGUUAUCAGUACAAGGAAUUGCUUACACUCAUCGACGCAUUCGCGAAGUUGUUUGGAAGCAAACACAUGUUGUAAAUGAUUUGUUGUGUUGUAGAAAUCCAAGUUUUGAUCCUGUGUUUCUUGAUGAAGCUUAUGAACUAUGCAGGAAGAUUUGUGCAGAAUAUGCUAAAACUUUCUACUUAGGGACUAAGCUGAUGACUGAAGAGAGACAAAAGGCAAUAUGGGCUAUCUAUGUAUGGUGCAGAAGGACAGAUGAACUUGUUGAUGGCCCUAAUGCUGACUACAUGAACAACUCAGUGCUUGAUAGAUGGGAAGAAAGAUUAGAAGACAUUUUCAAGAACAAACCUUAUGACAUGCUUGAUGCUGCUUUAACAGAUACUAUUUGCAAGUUCCCUUUAGACAUCAAGCCAUUCAAGGACAUGAUAGACGGAAUGAGAAUGGACACGAGGAAAAGCCGGUAUGCGAAUUUCCAAGAGCUGUAUAUGUAUUGCUACUGUGUGGCUGGAACAGUUGGCCUAAUGAGUGUACCAAUAAUGGGAAUUGCACCAGAAUGUCCUGUUUCUGCUCAAACUGUAUAUAAUGCAGCACUUCAUUUGGGCAUAGGGAAUCAACUUACUAACAUCCUCAGAGAUGUUGGAGAAGAUGCAUUGAGAGGAAGAGUUUAUCUGCCACAAGAUGAACUUGCACAGUAUGGAAUACGCGACGAGGACGUCUUCGCGAGAAAUGUGACAGAUCAAUGGAGAGGAUUCAUGAAGGAGCAGAUCAGAAGAGCAAGAUUUUACUUCAAUCUUGCUGAGGAGGGUGCUUCUCAUCUUAAUAAAGCUAGUCGUUGGCCAGUUUGGUCAUCCUUAAUAUUGUACAGGAAGAUAUUGGAUGCAAUAGAAGAGAAUGAUUAUGAUAACUUGACAAAGAGAGCUUAUGUUGGAAGGGCUAAAAAGUUGGCCACUUUACCUGUUUCAUAUGCUAGAGCUCUAUCAUUGCCAAGUUUGGCCAUUCAAUAGACAAAAAAUACAAGAAAAUAGUUUAAUGAGGAAGAAAAACUAUUGUAUAUUAAUAUGGCAGCCCGGUGCACUAAAAUGCACGGGGUCUGGGAAAGGGUCGAACCACAAGGGUCUAUUGUACGCAACCUCUCCUUACAAUUCCUGCAAGGGACUGUUUCCACAGCUUUAACCGAUCACAUGAUAACAACUUUAUCGAUUAUUCUAUUGUAUUGAUAAAGAAAGAAAUAAUAUUCUCUACAUAGCUUGGGUAUCAACUAUUGAAUACUUACAUAGGCUUUUGGAUAGGCUUUUUCGGUCAACUAGUACACUUGCCGAAGAAAGAGACUAACAAAGCGGAAUACUUAUUUAGAAGUAGACUGAACACCAACUCAAUCUCGAAAAACUGAAGAGAAGCACAACCAAAGACGAAGCUACAAGUUUGUCUUGAAUUUGCAAGUAUAAAUAGAAUCAAGUCAUACACACAUGUUAUUGUGUCAUGGAAGUUUAUUAGGUUAGAUUCACGUAGACAAAACAUGUGAACUUCAAAACAUACCAUGUGCAAAUCGCAAUUAUAUAACCAACUCCAA